This is a messenger RNA of Tuber melanosporum (Perigord truffle), 1780 nucleotides long. RefSeq lists its product as uncharacterized. The coding region runs from base 1 to 1635 and encodes 544 amino acids. Gene Ontology annotation, molecular function: dipeptidyl-peptidase activity; serine-type exopeptidase activity. The transcript is spliced from 9 exons. NCBI's taxonomy places the organism in Eukaryota, Fungi, Ascomycota, Pezizomycetes, Pezizales, Tuberaceae. Gene Ontology annotation, biological process: proteolysis. The record is from RefSeq and is a predicted model, not a curated record.
AUGUGGAUGUGGAAACGACUGGCGCCUGGGCUGUUGCUUCUCGGCCUUGCUGAGGCGGUGAUACGUCCGGGGCCAUUUUUCGGAUAUCAAGAUCGAGCUGAUGCCGAGGUUGGUAGAGGAUUGGAAAAUGAUCGUUUUGAAGUCUUGGCAACGCGGGCAGCGGGUGUGUUGGCUGAAACUGUUAAGGUGAUUGGCUCUUCCCCUCAGAUUCUCUUCAUCGUCCACUCGAAAUUUUACCAGCCCGGGAAUCCGGUUUUCAUAUAUGAUGCUGGAGAGGGAAAUGCGGAACCCAGUGUUCAGGAUAGACUCGUCGACGGCGCUUCGUUCUUUCGGCAAAUUGUCCAGGAGUUUAAUGGGAUUGGAAUUGUUUGGGAGCAUCGGUACUACGGAGCCUCAUCACAUGUUAACAUCUCUCUGGCCACGCCUGUGGAGGAGUUCCGGUGGCUGAACACCGCCCAAGCCCUUGCGGAUAUCCCGGCAUUUGCCAACAACUUCACUCUUCGCAGCUUUUCCAACAUAGACUUGACACCUGCCUCUACACCAUGGGUAUUCAUCGGUGGCAGCUAUCCUGGUAGCCGCGCAGCGUUUGCUCGGCAUAAGUAUCCUGAGACAAUAUUCGCCUCGUUUUCCUCAUCCGCUCCGGUCCAGGCGCAGAUAGAUAUGUCGGCAUAUUUUGAACAGGUAUAUCGUGGGCUCAGAGGGCUCGGGUUCAAAAAUUGCACCAACGAUAUUGUGGCAGCGAUUAAAUAUAUUGAUGACCAGCUCUCUAGAGCGGACACCUCGGCGGCCAUAAAGAAGCAAUAUUUGGGGAGGGGCGCGGAAAACAACUCUAAUGAAGGCUUCGCAGAUGCCCUGACAUAUAUAUAUUACUCUUGGCAGAGCAAUUUGACUGAAGGCAAUCCAGCGAAUAUGAGGUCGUUCUGCGAUUGGGUUUCUACGAAUCCCGAGACUGGAGAAGUCUCCGGGGAAGAAGGGUGGGCAAAGAGCAAAGGGGCCAAAUUUGCUUCUGAUCGCUGGGCUUCAUGGGAACCGUUCGGGACUGUUGUUAAUCGCUUCGCACCGACCAGUUGUGCAGGGUAUUAUGGAAACAGUACGGUAGGGCCACCGAAAUGCCGACUUGACGAUCCAUUUCCGGACCCGGCAGCCGUGUCUUGGACAUAUCAGUAUUGUAGUGAAUGGGGGUACUUCCAAUCGUCAAAUCGUGGACUAAAUCCAAUUGUAUCAUCCUAUAAUAGCCCCAAGCACCAACAAGACAUUUGUUUCCGGCAAUUCCCACAAGGGCUUUCUAGCGGCGUGCUACCUCAGCACCCAGAUAUAGAUAAAAUUAAUCGGGAAUAUGGUGGUUGGGACCUUCGACCUUCGAAUGUAUUUUUCUCAGGAGGUGAAUACGACCCGUGGCGGCCCGUAUCGCUGUUAUCUGAGGAGUCUUGGGCACCCAAAGGUGUUAAAUUGACACAGGAUAUUCCAGAGGAGGGGGUCUCAACACCUAGGAGUGAGGUAUUUGGAUACCUUCUCAAGGGUGCGUCCCACUGCUUCGACCUCAGAACUUCGUGGCCGGAUGGUGCGAAUUCGAGAAAGAUUUUUACAACAGCCCUGAGGAAAUGGUUGGGGAACUUCAAGAAGAGGACGAACUGAUUCGGGGGUUGCAUUCGGGGGUGCGAUAUAACAAGGGUUAGAUUAAUGUACGGCGCUAGUGCUGUUGCUCCGGGGCCGCAAUAAUAUUAUAAUAGCUACCGAUAUUCGAGUAGAUAUCCAGUCUUGUCAAAAAUGUCAGUCCCAG